AUGUCAACGUCGAUCGGGAACACGGCGAUUAAGCGCAUCCGAGCGGAUGUUCGUGAGAUGAUGACAGACCCCAGUGAUCAGUACUCUGCCGCGCCACUGGAAGACAACAUGUUCGACUGGCACUUUACGAUUCGUGGUCCGCGUGACACGGAGUUUGCCGGUGGAGUGUAUCAUGGACGCAUCCUUCUGCCGUCGGACUACCCUUUCAAGCCUCCCAACAUCAUCCUUCUCACGCCAAACGGCCGCUUUGAAGUGAAGAAGAAAAUCUGCUUGAGCAUCUCCGCGUACCACCCCGAGCACUGGCAACCUGCGUGGGGCGUGCGGCUGAUCCUUGAAGCGUUGAUCAGCUUCAUGCCGACAAAGGGAGAAGGUGCCAUAGGUGCGUUGGAUUUUACUCCUGAAGAACGAAAAGCCCUAGCAUUGGAGUCGGUGCGGUGGACGUGCCCUCAAUGUGGCGAUAUCAACGCCCUUAUCCCAGAAGAGAGAGAACGCGAGGAUGCCACAGAGUCAAAGUAUGCCUCACAGAUCGCCCAAUUGCACAUUCACAACAUGGAGGCUCCUUCGACCUCGGACACCACUCCUUCCGACGAGACCGCCGAGAUUUCAGAUACCGCGAUUCCCUCUGCUGCUCCAGAGAUCGACCCUUCACCAGCUGCUCCAAGUGACACCAACGCACUGCAUGCUCAGGACUUAGCUCCAUCACCACCACUGCGUGACACCACACGUGCACCAACCCCAUCUCCAACUCGUCGUCCAGCGUCUGCAGCUUCUCGACCAGCGCCCCAACCAGCGUCAGUGGCUCCCACGCCACCCCGUCGCCAACCCGACUUUGUCGACAGCGUGCUGCAAGGCAUUUCGACGGCGCUUCUGCUCGCGUUGGUCGCGCUCGUGUACAAGAAGCUGCUGCAAUGGAACGGCAACAUGAUUGCCGACUAA
This is a messenger RNA of Aphanomyces invadans, 936 nucleotides long. RefSeq lists its product as hypothetical. The record is from RefSeq and is a predicted model, not a curated record. The transcript is spliced from 6 exons. The coding region runs from base 1 to 936 and encodes 311 amino acids. NCBI's taxonomy places the organism in Eukaryota, Oomycota, Saprolegniomycetes, Saprolegniales, Verrucalvaceae.